CUUCGAUUCACUUCAACCCUAAUGAUAUUAAAAAGAUCUUGAAAAGCCAAAGAGACGGCGAAAACUACUGACAACCAACCAAUGCGACGGAAGCGGACAAUGGCAGCGCUGUCCACCCACCAUCGGACAGUGGCGGACACCCUUUCCUCUAGAGCAGUUUCAUGUUUUGUGUCGUCUUGGGUGUGGUUCCUGCCGAUCCAGAGCUAGGAGAACGGAUUCGACGGCAAGUUGUUACUACUACUGUGGAGGAUGGCGCCGCCAUUGCUUGGAGGCCGUCCCAUUCGCUGGCUCCUGAUCCCGACAAGGAUGGUGUCAUGACACUGCUGUUGACGGCCAUGAGCGAAGAACCAGCCACACCCGAGUCCAUUGUCGCAGCGGCAGAAAAAGUUGUAUCAUCUUCGGCAGUAGUAGUAGAGUUGUGGGCAUCGGCACCGGCGCCAUUGCGAUUGAAACCCUUGGAGGGUUACCAAGAAAAAAUCACAGUGGCGACACCCCACAACCACGAGGAACCACCAUUUGCCCUUGCCAUGCGAGAAUGGGGGCUUGUCCUGCAACCACACAUUUUGGAUGCUGAGGGCAUUGCCGCAUUUCGCCUCGUGGUCGAUCAAGCCAUUGCCAAUAUUGAGACAGCCUUGGCCACACAACAACCCCAAUUAGCUGUUGGACAGGAUGCAUUUUGUUUUCAGGAAAUUGCCUCACGCAACAAGGAACGAUUUGAUUUGCGAUUGCAAGAACCCUCCAAAGUGGCACUGGUAAAGGAGCAUAUUAUUUCUGGUAACAAUCCACAAAUUGUCUCGAAUCUGAAAACCGCCAUGGGAAUCCACAAGGAUGCAGUCUUCCUAGAGGAAGUAGACUUUGAUCUUUCCGUCGUCUAUUCGCGGCCUGGGGCCUGUGCACAAGGAUGGCACGCGGAUGGAGAUCAUGUCAAAGGCGCACUAGAUGCGGGGUGGGAGGAAACGGGAUGGAAACACGCAUUGGCCGAUCCUUACGCCAUUUGCCUCUUUCUACCGCUCAUUGACUUGGACGAGACGGUCGGGUAUACGCAAUUCUGGCCCGCAUCGCAUCAACACCGAGCAUUGGCGGGCUUUGGUCCGGCAGCACACGUCACGGGGUCGGUCUGGAAUGGCGACGGCAAGGCGGGGGAUGGAAUCUUUUACGACUAUCGACUAUUGCACCAAGGCAUGCCCAACACUUCUGCCAAUACCCUGCGGCCUGUCAUUCAAAUCAUUUUCAAAAAGAAGUGGUACGUCGAAAAGGCAAACUAUGGAACUAAAAGUCUUUAUUCUAGCUAGUAGAUGACGACAAUGAACACCCGUACCGUAGACAUGACGACAGCGAAUGAAUAGAUAUGGUAUAGUUUUACCGUUGCAGGGACUAUCUCGUCGAGGAAGACGAUAGAGGGG
Molecule: messenger RNA, 1403 nt
Organism: Seminavis robusta
Lineage: Eukaryota; Bacillariophyta; Bacillariophyceae; Naviculales; Naviculaceae
Source: the annotation of a GenBank genome assembly